This is a messenger RNA of Cyphellophora europaea CBS 101466, 663 nucleotides long. Its product is annotated as proliferating cell nuclear antigen (pcna). Lineage: Eukaryota; Fungi; Ascomycota; Eurotiomycetes; Chaetothyriales; Cyphellophoraceae. The transcript is spliced from 3 exons. Gene Ontology annotation, molecular function: DNA polymerase processivity factor activity; DNA binding. Gene Ontology annotation, biological process: leading strand elongation; translesion synthesis; mismatch repair. Gene Ontology annotation, cellular component: PCNA complex. The coding region runs from base 1 to 663 and encodes 220 amino acids. The record is from RefSeq and is a predicted model, not a curated record.
AUGGACAACUCGCACGUCGCUCUUGUCUCCAUGAUGCUGAAGGCGGAGAUGUUCACACCUUUCCGAUGCGAUCGUAACAUUGCCCUGGGGAUCAACCUCCAGUCCCUCACGAAAGUCCUCAGAGCGGCUCAAAAUGAAGACAUCUUAACACUGAAGGCAGAAGACGCACCUGACGUCGUCAACUUGGUCUUCGAGAGCCCUGACACCGAUCGGUUGAGCGAGUACGAUAUUAAGUUGAUGGACAUCGAUCAAGAGCAUUUGGGUAUUCCUGAUACUGAAUACGCUGCGACCGUCGAGAUGCCUUCGAGCGAGUUUGCCCGCAUCUGCCGAGACCUAAUCGCCAUGUCCGAGUCAGUUGGUAUUGAGGCCACGAAAGAUGGUGUUCGUUUCUCCUGCCAGGGCGAUAUUGGCAAUGGUUCCGUCACUCUCCGCCAGCACACCAAUGUUGAAAAGCCCGACAAUGAUGUGGCCAUUCAGCUUACGGAGCCUGUUUCUCUCACAUUCUCCCUCAAGUACUUGGUCAACUUCUGCAAGGCUAGUGGCCUGGCUGGUCGCGUCAAGUUGUGCUUGUCGCAAGAGGUUCCUUUACUAGUGGAGUACACACUGUCCGGUACCAGCUACCUACGCUUCUACCUCGCUCCCAAGAUUGGAGAAGAUGAGUAG